UCGAAGAGCUAACCGCGGUUAGCGUUGGCCAAAGUCCCUAGUAGGUACCGAAAGUACCUAGUUGUACCUACGUUGUACCUACUACGAAACUUUAAUGGCUGGACAUAAAACAAAUCCGUCCUUUAUUAUUGGGCUGGAGCCUGCGCCACCUUGUGCUGAAAAAAAUAAAUCGUUAUUUUUUUAUGAUACAACGUUUGCUUUAUGGGAACCGUUUUCGGCUAAAUCUAGUUGUAACUUGCAAGAAACGUUUGCUCAAUUGAAAAGAAAAAGGAUAGUUUCUUUUUUGCAUCGAAAUUCUUUCUUUCGAAGUGUGGAAGCGUAGACAAGACACCUAGUCAAAGUGCUUUGCAGUUUUCUGUUGUCGUGUUUUGCAAAAAGCAAGUGCGUCGACCGUCGCUUCCAAGUCUGGCAACGCCGUGUGUGCCGUGUCGCGUGCACGGCGUUUGUUUAUACAACCAGUUUCGCCUCGUUGCACGCAACGCGCGUUUCUCGUUUUCGGUUAUCAUCUGAGUUUUCCUGUCUGUAUUCUGCCCUUCGACCGACCGACCCACCGACAAACCCUCCGACCGGCCACGGACUGACUGAUAAGAUUUGCGGACCGAUUUCCGACUUUGCUACCGGGCAGAAUGUCCAACGCAAGGAAUCGCCGACACAGAAGAGACCGCACGGACGCGCAGUACGCAGCGGCAAUGAUGAGGCGACAGCGUGUGCUGCGGGACCGCCUGAACCCCUUUGAGGAUUUCGAGGAGGAUGGGCUGCAGCAACGGUUCCGAUUUGGAAGAGCGGGCAUAAUGUUUCUCGCCGACACACUGCGUCCGGACUUGGAGCGCCGUACACGUCGUAGCCGCGCCCUCUCUGCGGAGCAGCAAGUGAUCAUCGCCUUGCAGUUCUACGCAACUGGGAACUUUCUGAUCACUGCAGGCGACUACAUCCGCGUGCAUGUGUCAAGUGCUUCACGGGCUGUGAGGCAAGUCACCGUAGCGCUGGCUCGUCGAGCACAAGACUUCAUACGAUGGCCUGACGCUGCGGAGGGGGCAGCCUUGCAGCACAAGUUCUACGACAUGGCCGGCUUUCCUUUGGUCGUGGGUGCUGUUGACGGUACCCAUGUCCGGAUCCAAGCACCCCAUGUGCACGAGGAGGCGUACGUCAACCGCCAUGGAUACCAUUCCAUCAACGUACAGGUGGUCGUUGACGCCUCUUCUCGGAUUCGCAACGUGGUUGCAAGGUGGCCUGGAAGCACCCACGACUCUCGGAUCUUCACGGAGAGCACCUUGGCAGUCAAGCUGGCCAGUGGAGAGUACGACGGCCUGCUGCUUGGUGACAGCGGCUACUCCUGUCAACCUUGGCUGAUGACGCCAUUCCUGUCGCCGUCAUCAGCAGCCGAGGUCGCAUACAAUACAGCACACACGACGACAAGAAGCAUUGUUGAACGGACAAUCGGCCAACUCAAGCGGAGGUUCCAUUGCCUUCACGCUGAGCUCCGAAUGGCUCCAGAACGGUGCUGCGACAUCAUUGUCGCGUGCUGUGCCCUCCACAACCUGGCCAAGAGGUACCCCUGCAGGACACCCGUGGCCGCCAUCCCCGCUGAGGUUCCCGUUGAGCCCGUAGCAGCCAACCGUGCUGAGAGCAACGAGGCCCGAGACUUUAUUGUCAACCAUUUCUUCGGCUAAGUAUCCUGCUGUCGCUCGGCCCUUCUCUGGUACUGCUGUGCAGCCUCACGGGUCCAGCGCUGGUUGUGCUGCACAACAGGAGAGGCCAGUGUUCUCUGUGCUGCGUCGUCUUCAACUGUACUGCUGCCAGAUGACGAGGGUGG
Molecule: messenger RNA, 1813 nt
Organism: Ixodes scapularis (black-legged tick)
Lineage: Eukaryota; Metazoa; Arthropoda; Arachnida; Ixodida; Ixodidae
Product: putative nuclease HARBI1
Exons: 4
Coding region: 627-1670 (347 amino acids)
Source: RefSeq, a predicted model, not a curated record